Molecule: messenger RNA, 1133 nt
Organism: Lacerta agilis (Sand lizard)
Lineage: Eukaryota; Metazoa; Chordata; Lepidosauria; Squamata; Lacertidae
Gene: FGF21
Product: fibroblast growth factor 21
Exons: 3
Coding region: 280-930 (216 amino acids)
Biological process (GO): fibroblast growth factor receptor signaling pathway; positive regulation of gene expression; positive regulation of protein phosphorylation
Cellular component (GO): cytoplasm
Molecular function (GO): growth factor activity; fibroblast growth factor receptor binding
Source: RefSeq, a predicted model, not a curated record
UUCCUUCCUUUCUAAAAUAACCAAACCCCAGCAACCAUUGAACAGUUUUCAGAGGACUCGCAUUCCCUUCUGGACUCAGGACCACCUGGGCUCAACAUCAUUUCCUGGGUGAGAGCGAGUUGCGAGUCCUAGUAAGUUGAAGCCAGGACUCUCAGGGUCUUUCAAGAAAGAAUUAGGGCAACCGCUAAAGGCUGAGGACUAGAAUCUUGUUCUUAGUUUCUUUCUGCCCCUGUCUUUGGCACCCUGAUUCUCUUGUCUUGGGCUGGGCCUUCUUCAGCCAUGUUGGCCAUUUCGGUACCCCUCCAAUGCAGCCGCUGGCACCGUCUUCUCGUCGGCCUGAUUUUCUGGGCUGCCUUGCUGCUCCCCAUGGCUCCUGCUUUCCCCCUGCCAAAUUCCAACCCCCUCUUACAGUUUGAUGGGCAGGUCCGGCUUCGCCACCUGUACACGGCGGACGACCAGACGCAUCUCCACCUGGAGAUCAUGCCAGAUGGCGCAGUCCGCGGCUCCAGAUACCAGAACAUAUACAGUUUGAUGGAGAUCAAAGCAGUCAAGCCAGGAAUCAUUCGCAUGCAGGCCAAGAAGACCUCAAGAUUUCUCUGUAUGAAGCCCAAUGGACGCCUCUAUGGCUCGUUAUCGUAUUCUGAGGAGGCAUGCAACUUCCACGAGAAGGUUCUCCGCGACGGCUACAACCUCUACUACUCUGAAAGCUACAAUAUCCCCGUCAGCCUCAGCUCCAUGGGGAACCUGCCUCGGAGUCACCAGCUGCCUCCGUUCUCCCAGUUCCUGCCCUUAGUCAACAAGAUCCCCCUCGAACCCGUGUUUGUGGACUACGACUUCUAUGAACAGGAACUGAACGUUGAGUCGUCCGAUCCCCUCAGCAUGAUGGGCCACAACCCUGGCAUCAUCAGCCCAAGUUACGUCUUCAAAUAACCCGGGACACCCGGAUCCUUGGUAGCUUUCUUGGACAAGUGGGUUUUCUUGCCAUGUAAUUACGACGAUGGAACAAUCCGACAUUUGGGAGAAACAGAGCAGAAGGAGAGCUUAGCAGAUGGCGCUUGGCACCCAGACUCUAAUGAGUGACCUUGUAGUACAUUUUGGGCUCCCGCAACCUAAAGUUGCAUCCCACUCAGGCG